AUGUUUGUCCAUAUUUCAUGUAGAUUCUCUUCACAAAAGUAUCUCGCCACCCUGGACUUAUCAAUUGACUACUCAGGUUGGCAUUUAGUCACUGUGUUUGCGGGUUCACCAAUGGCUUUGUUGGCGAACCGCCUCGGCGUCAAAUGGUGCAGAGAACCGAUCGUCUACAAUCUUCUGCCCGGCCAGAUGUCUCAGCACUUCUUUGUUGAUUCGAGGAGUGGUUCAGUUUACGUGAAUAGUACCCUUGACCCAUCCGUAUUCCUGCGAACGAGCACACUCACGGUAGGCCUCCGGAACACGAACUUUUGA
Protopolystoma xenopodis is the source of this 309-nucleotide messenger RNA. The record is from the annotation of a GenBank genome assembly. NCBI's taxonomy places the organism in Eukaryota, Metazoa, Platyhelminthes, Monogenea, Polystomatidea, Polystomatidae.